AAAGUAUCCAUAUACCUCAUCCAUUCAAAUAUUUGGGUUUUAUCACUUUUGGGGCAACGAAAAGGAGAGGAGAGACAGUGAUGAAUGAAGAACCCAUGUAGAUGGAGAUAACACUACAGAACAUGAACAUACGUACAUAUGUAUAUACACCAAUGGAGGCAGGAAGAAACUUGCUUACUUUGUCUCCUCCGAUCCUCCCUCCCCAAACCCAUCAUCGGAUUUCUUCAUUUUGUUCUUUUUCAGUUUUGAUGCUUCAUGAGCAAUCAGCUCGUUCACUUCCCUUUUUGGCUACUACUUCUUUAGCUCAACAUUUCCCAACCUCAGUCGUUCAACAAGAGCAGCGUGACGAGGGUAGGUCAUUGUUGCGCAUAACGAGGGAAGACAAAACAUGCCAGGUAAUAUUGGAGAAGACACGAGAGGAGAGUGAGUCCUCAGCACAUGAAGACGAUAUUAGCUAUUCUUAUGAACGGCUAAAGGAUUUAGAAUGUCGGAUUCUGAAUUUGCCUGCUUUAUGGUAUCUUCGCUUGUUUGGUAUCUGUUGCAGAUUGCCGUCCUUGCAGUAUGGUGAUUUAACAUCCUUUUCUAUGCUGUCUGGUUUUAGUAAAACAAAGAGGCUUGUGGAUGUUGAAUCACAUGAUGUGGUUGCCCUUGCUAAGAAAGCUUUGUCAGCCUCAAAACAAGCAGCUUUGUUAGCCGAUGAGUUACAUUUAUUUGGACCCAAAGUUGAUGAAUUCCGCGCCGAAGUUGAUGAAUUCCAAACUCCUAGUUCCACAUCCACAAGUUUCUCAAAUUUCCCGCUUGAGGAGGUGAUAACUGUAAGGUCAACACGUCUACUAGAGAGGCAAAAGAAAAGAGGCGGACCAAUUCCUGAAGUUAUGGUUCAGGAGACUAGAAAUCCUCCAAGGUCAAAAUCAAGAAGAAAAUCAAGUAAACCAUACGAACCAGACAAUCCUGUUCGAAAUUUCCUGCGGAGACCAGAAAAGAAGAAACUUUUGACCGUACAAGAAGAAACUGAAUUGUUUACUCAGAUACAUGUUUUGAAGAGAUUAGAAGAAUUGAAGAGUAGGCUUCAGUCUGAGGUUGACCGUGAACCAACAAUGGCAGAAUGGGCUUCUGCUGCUGGGCUUAGUUGUCAGGCCUUGAAGUGGCAAGUCCGUUGUGGUAACAACUGCCGGGAGAGAAUAAUUUAUGCCAAUUCCCGUAUGGUGGUUCAUAUUGCUAAAAAAUAUUGUGGACGUGGUCUCAACCUUGAGGAUUUAUUGCAGGAGGGAAGUGGAGGUCUUAUGCGAAGUGUUGAAAAAUUCAAGCAGCGGCCGGGUUGCCGGUUUUCAUCUUAUGCUUACCUUUGGAUAAAGCAAGCAAUUAGGAAAGCCAUUGUUCAAAACUCUAGGACAAUUGCAAUCCCAGAGAGUUCAUACAACCUUCUGUACAAGGUGAUGGAUGCAAAGAGAUUAUGCAUUGAAGAUGGAAAUCAUCAACCAAAAACAGAGGAUAUUGCCACAAGAGUUGGAAUGACAGAUGAGAAGUUGCAAAGAUUUCUGUGUUCUGUGAGGAAGCCUGUCUCAAUCGACCAACCUAUAUGGACGGACCAAGACACUACGUAUCAGGAAAUCACCGCUGACCCUGCAAUUGAGAACCCAGAAGUUAGCAUGGAAAAACAUUUCAUGAAGCAGCAUCUUCGCUACCUCCUGAGCACUCUCACUCCUAGAGAGCAGACAAUAAUUCGGAUGAGAUUUGGCCUUGAGGGUUCGAACAUACAAUUGUUGUCAGAUAUUGGUGUUGGUUUUGGGAUAUGCAAGGAGAGGGUCCGGCAGCUGGAGAGCAAAGCAUUGUCAAAGUUGAAGCGAAGGCUCAGCAGCCAAGACCAAGAUGCUUAUGCAAAUUUACUUAGGUAGAUGUAGAGAUACUUUUCGCUUAUGUCCUGGUAUCCACACGGUCAGAUUUUCUCAAGUGAAUUUGUUAGGGAAAUUACUGAGUUGCUCUAGAACACACAGUUGUUGCACGUAAUGCUCCUGAUCGAAGAGGGAGCGAAGGGGAUGUAUGCGGUGAUGAUUGCUACUCUUAUUUGUCACGGAGCCUCUCGUUCGAGUUGGUGAUCAACUCGUUUAUUUUGUCAGCGAAUUGAAUCUAUUAGGACAUCAAAAGAAAUGUACAUUACCUUUGUGGCCAAUGUAUUCUCUCUCUCUCUCUCUCA
This is a messenger RNA of Rhododendron vialii, 2194 nucleotides long. Its product is annotated as RNA polymerase sigma factor sigF, chloroplastic. Gene Ontology annotation, molecular function: DNA-binding transcription factor activity. The coding region runs from base 102 to 1895 and encodes 597 amino acids. Gene Ontology annotation, biological process: regulation of DNA-templated transcription; DNA-templated transcription initiation. The transcript has 9 exons. NCBI's taxonomy places the organism in Eukaryota, Viridiplantae, Streptophyta, Magnoliopsida, Ericales, Ericaceae. The record is from RefSeq and is a predicted model, not a curated record.